AUGAUGAAUUCCCCACCUUUGUCAGCAAGCAUUGGCAAAGCUGCUUCUACCCGGAUGGAGUGCAAUGAAAACAAGCAGAAGAGGGAGGAAAGACUUGCUAAGCGGCUGAACCGACGUCGUGAAACAGAAGAGAGGGAUGUCUUCGAUAUCCUUCUACUUCUUCCCAAGAUUGCAAGGCCACCACCAACAGCGGAACAAAGGGAGAGAUAG
Molecule: messenger RNA, 210 nt
Organism: Sparassis crispa
Lineage: Eukaryota; Fungi; Basidiomycota; Agaricomycetes; Polyporales; Sparassidaceae
Exons: 1
Coding region: 1-210 (69 amino acids)
Source: RefSeq, a predicted model, not a curated record